CGCACCAGAGCGCACGGGACCUCAGGAGGCAACACACUCCUCUCAUGAGGUCCAUCUCGAUCAUCAGCAAAUAGAUUACAACUCCUUGUUUAGUUAGUUUGGAUAUGAUUUGUCCUCUGGAGCAUUUUUCUUCUGGCACGUGCAUCACGAACGCUGCGUCUAUGACCUGAGGCUGCAGGAGAGCGCGCGACAUGGAGACGUUCACGAUACAAGACGUGCUCAUGAACUCCACCGACCUCAACAAGAUUCUGUGCAAUUUCGGGAUAAAGAAUAUUUCGGAUUGCGAAGAGGAGCGCGAGCCAUCGCCCGAACCCCAAGAUAUCAACCAGACCGUGCGGAUCUUCCUCUACAGCCUCAUCUUCCUCCUCAGCGUCCUGGGCAACAGCCUCAUCCUCGUCGUGCUGGUGAGGAACCGCCGCAUGAGGACCGUCACCAACCUCUUCCUGUUGUCCCUGUCCAUCAGCGACCUGAUGGUGUCCCUGGUCUGCAUCCCCUUCACCCUCAUCCCCAACCUCAUGAGGGACUUCAUCUUCGGAGCCGGCAUAUGCAAGCUGGUCAUGUACUUCAUGGGUGUCUCAGUCAGCGUUUCCACCUUCAACCUGGUGGCCAUCUCCCUGGAGCGCUACAGCGCCAUUUGCAACCCGCUGACCUCCAGGUCGUGGCAGACCAAAUCCCACGCCGCCAAGGUCAUCACCGCCACCUGGGUGGUGUCCUUCAUCCUGAUGCUGCCCUACCCCAUCUCCAGCACCCUCAAGCCUUUUACCCGCCUCAACAACAGCACGGGGCACAUGUGCCGCCUGGUGUGGCCCAACGACACCAUCCAGCAGUCCUGGUACGUGUCUCUGUUGCUGUUGCUCUUCCUGAUCCCCGGCAUCGUCAUGAUGACAGCGUACGGACUCAUCUCCAUGGAGCUCUACAGAGGCAUCAAGUUUGAGCUGUCCAAUAGGAAAUCCAGCAGAGACAGGCAGUGCAGCACUGGCAGCAUCAAACCCGGUGACAGUGACGGCUGCUACAUGCUGCCGUCUAAGAAGAGGAGCCUCACGCUGUGCAGCAGCAGCUCUUCCCACUCCAGCACAAAGCACAUGGCGGUGGGUCGUGUGUGCAGCAGCAGCAGCAGCUCCACAGCCAACCUGAUGGCCAAGAAGCGCGUGGUCCGCAUGCUGCUGGUCAUCGUCUUUCUCUUUUUCCUCUGCUGGACCCCCGUGUUCGUGGUCAACGCGUGGCAGGCGUUCGACCGGCGCUCGGCCUACCGCCUGACCGGUGCGCCCAUCUCCUUCAUCCACCUGCUGUCCUACACCUCGGCCUGCGUCAACCCCAUCAUCUACUGUUUCAUGAACAAGCGUUUCCGCCAGGGCAUGCUGGCCACCUUCGGCUGCUGCAGCCGCUUCAGGAGGAGCGACUCGAGGGGGUCAGCCGGAAGCGCCAAAGGGGACGUGGGACGAACGAGACCGGCGCCAAGGACCGUCGAGCAGAACGGCCACACCCCGACGAGCGGGGCCACCACACGCCUCACCUACACUGGCAUCCGAGCAUCAGCCUGGAGUGAGCUGACCUAGAGUGGACUGAGAGAGGAGCAGCCCGAGUUAAGACACUUGUAGAGAGUCUGUGUUGUUGUACUGACAGGACCAGUUUACGAGCAGCCAUGUUGCUUUAGCUUGACGUGUGACACGUGAGCACUAGCGUUAAAGAGCUCGAAGCAGCAGUGGUGCACAUCCAGAGCUCUCUCUCUCUCUCUCUCUCUCUCACUGCAGAACAUACGGCCACAUGUUUCUGGAAAACCCUGAAGGACCACAAGAUGAAGCAGAACACGCAGAUUAAUGUAGUCGACAUGUGCUCUUUAAACUAAUUGUAGCUCUGCCACAGCCACAAAACCGUCUCUCCUCUCUGUGCCAGAUCGGUGCCGGAAGUUUCAGUCUCCGCAAACAAUAAAAAAAUAAAGAAUAAAAACAAAGUUUCUCAAAAGGCAAAAAUCUCAAAACCUGGACGAAUAAAACCAUCAACAUCUACGUGAUACACAAAAGAUAAAACGUUUUUGUGGCUUUAUUUCUUUACCGUUUGGAUUUUAGUUGAACUGAACCUUAAGAUGUUAGGACACAAGUAUAUCUGUCAAAGAAGGUGAGACAAACUUUAAAUAAGUUCUUUACUCUGAAAAGGGAACGAACCCACCUACAGGGGCAUUAGUAGAUUUUCUGCAUAUCACAUGAUCUUAUGAUUUGUAGCCACCAGGUGGAAGUCGAGAAGAUUUGGGAGAGCUGUCAUGACAUCCAUCUUUGGAAUAAAGUCUAUGGUCUGGAAGUAUCGCACAGAACAAAACAAACUCCUAAAAACUUUGCUCCAAAUGCUAUUUAGUCAAUAAACCACAGAUUUUAGCUUUAAUGGUUUGAUCAUCAUCAGCUUAAUUCUCAAAAACGUCAACAUAUCCCUUUAAAACUCACUGUGAUGGAUUACGCAACUGAAAUAUUUGACUUUCUGUAUUCCGGUGUUGAGUCAUGAGUAACAGAAACUCCUCACGAUUUGUGGUUAAUUGGCUUCGACGUGACGAACACUGAUGUGGUCCUUCAACUUGUUUUUAGGUGCUUGAGGCUGCGAAUCAAAGGCCUUUAACCGAACAGGCGUUCAUUAGUCAUUUUCAGCAGCAGCUGCCUGCCGCAGUACGCAGCACUUUCAAAACAUCCCCCCCACCCCCACCCGGCACACAAACUGUCUCAUCCUUGACCCCGCUGUGAGUGUGAGCUGGAGCGGCCUUAUCGUUUCUGUGGGACCUGAAACACCUGGUUCACCCACUUUUUUCUUCAAAGGCAUCUUGCCGACUUUGUUUUUAAAGAAUAAACAGCGUUAAUGUAGCAACUUAUAUCUUUUUAUUUCCUCAUGUCACUUUGUUGUCAUUAUUGUUGUUAUUGUUUUGGGUCUGAUAUGAAACGCUGAGAGUUGUGGUAUCUUGUUUGACCGUAUGAUAACGUGCCUAUAGCCUGUGGCUACGCGACUGAAUGUAAAAACAUAAUCCCAGUGAUUUCAGUGGUUGUGCGUCUGAAAGCAGUUCCGGGGACGACAUUGUGCUCUCUUACAAACCUAUGAAUAACCAACGCGUGGUUGACCAUAUAAAGACCUUGAAUGGCCACUGUGCAACUGCGUCUGCGAAGACUUGGGGCAGAGCAACUCAGAGCUUUUAACGGCUUUAAUAAAAGUGGAUCUAAAGGACAGAGGGGCAUUAGGGCCCAGACAAGUGGCGGAAAGAAAAGGGGGGAAUCUGCUGGGACUUCUUCCCGGGGAUAAGAGCUCCAUUUGGGUUUGGUAGAUGCCCAAAGCCCCACCCGCCGUCACCCUGCAGCCACUGAGCAAUGUUUACCUGUCGAGGGAGGGAGAAAAGACGGAAAUGUUCCUUCACACAAAAGGAGACACAAGCCAGUUAUUCAUUUGUACUCUUCUCAGCUUAAACCAGAGUUAUUUGGAAGUUACAAAAAUA
Paralichthys olivaceus (Japanese flounder) is the source of this 3463-nucleotide messenger RNA. It is a transcript of the gene cckar, whose product is annotated as cholecystokinin A receptor. Gene Ontology annotation, cellular component: plasma membrane. Gene Ontology annotation, biological process: neuropeptide signaling pathway. NCBI's taxonomy places the organism in Eukaryota, Metazoa, Chordata, Actinopteri, Pleuronectiformes, Paralichthyidae. The record is from RefSeq and is a predicted model, not a curated record. Gene Ontology annotation, molecular function: gastrin receptor activity; neuropeptide receptor activity.